UUUCACCAACCACUUUCUUUCCUCUUUAUCAAAAGUUCUCGUUACUCAUUCUGAUAUUAUUGACCCAAGUAAACACGAUUGGCGUACGUAUCACAAGUGUUUGCUCUGACCAACUCGGGGGAAUAUAUAGACAAUAAUCUUGUGCACAAAAUGUAUUUAACAAAACUGCAGUCAUUUUACAGCCUGUAUCGAGUUCUGAGUUUCCGCUGAGUCCCUGUGUUUCCACUGAGAGUUCCAAGUUGGAAAUUAUUCCUUAUGGACAAAACAGUUCUCUAUGCAUUAGUCGCGCACUGGGAUAAGCCAAAAAUGCGAAUAGUUGCUGAUCAUUCUGCAAAAGAGGCCUCAGUCUAUCAGCGUCUUGCACUCUCGGCUCUGGAGAGCACGAAUUCCAAUCAGGAUGAAAAAAUGAGUCUGGAUCAGGGCAUGUAUACCAUUCACAUGCUUUCUGGAGAGCUGAAGUACGCUUGUCUCACUUCUGCUGCAGAGUCCGAAUCCUUGGCGCCUCAGUUAGCAUCGGCUUCUUAUAUAUUUUUGGAAAGGUUAAGGAGCGUUUACAGAGAACUGCCAAUACUUGCUGAUCUUUCGCGGGAUCUCACGAAUUUGUCCAUUAUCGAUUUAUCGGCACCUCUAAAAAAAAUUGUGGAAGAUUACAACCACGAGGAAUCUCAUGUCAUACCUAGACUGGAAGGUGAACUUGUUGAUGUACGACGAGCUCUAUUGGACGGCGUACAGAAACUUGUGGAUAGAGAUCAACGAUUGGACGAUUUGAUACGCAAAACCCAAACGUUACAGAUAAUGGUACGCAGGGAUUAUCGUGCUGCAUCUCGAGCUGCGCGAAGAAGAAAAAUUGUUUUUCAAACCACCAGUGUCGUUGGAGUGACGUUCUUGUUGUCAUUCAUUUUAGUGUGUUUAGCUUAUUUUGGAAUUUUGUAGCACCAUGUAAAUCUUGC
Molecule: messenger RNA, 950 nt
Organism: Cephus cinctus (wheat stem sawfly)
Lineage: Eukaryota; Metazoa; Arthropoda; Insecta; Hymenoptera; Cephidae
Exons: 4
Coding region: 256-933 (225 amino acids)
Source: RefSeq, a predicted model, not a curated record